AACACAACAAAGAAUCAGUCGUACCGACGUACCCGCUCGGAACACACGCCGCUUCGCGACAGUCUUCGAGUUAUUUGAUUGAAUUAAAACUUUUUAUUGAAGUAAACGAAGAGUUAAUUGAAGUAAUAUUUACUAAGUAUUAAAAGAAGUUUGUCAAGAUGUUUUCAACGAGGAGGAGUGUGGACAAGAUUCUGCAGAUGUACAAGAAUGAGAUCAGAAGAAACAUCAGCAAGACGACUAGUGUGACUAAUUCUGACGCGAUGGUGCCGAGACUGGACCAGCAGGUGACAGUCCAGCAAAACGAAGAAUCAACUGUGCAGAAGAAACUAUUGAAGUUGCAGAAAUAUCACAGACAAUUGUCGACCUUGACGGGGCAACAGAUGCCGAUGGCCGCGCGCGGCCUGGCGGUAUCCAAAGCCGAGUCCAGGGAGUUCAUGGCGUGCUUCCCGGACCUCAUCAGGGACCUGACCGAGACCGGCAAGCACAAUGACGUGCCGCAAGCUACUAAGUGGCUGGCUAAGCUGUUGCAAUACAACGUCCCUAAUGGCAAGAAGAACCGCGGUCUGGCCACCGUCUUAGCGUAUAAAAUGCUAGAGAAACCUGAGAACCUGACUCCGGAGAACAUCCACUUGGCCAAUAUUAUGGGAUGGUGCACUGAAAUGUUUCACACCAAUCAACUUCUCCUGAACGAUAUGAUGGAAGGGACCGAAAUGCGUCGUGGCGUUCCCUGCUGGUACAAAAGACCAGACGUGGGAAUGUCGGGCGUCAACGAUGCCAUGCUGAUUCUAUGUGCUAUGUACACCACACUGAAGCGCAAUUUCCAGCACAAGUCUUAUUACAAGAAUGUUGUUGAAAUGUACAAUGAGAUGUUGGUAAAAUGCGCGUUGGGCCAAUAUUUGCAACAGUCUAUGACCAAAACUGACAAGCCAGAUUUGUCCCAGUUCACAAUGGAGAACUACACAACAAUUACAAAGUAUAGAAGCGCUUAUUACACUUUCCAAAUGCCCGUGAGCCUAGCUCUUCUCAUGACUGGCGUAGAUGACGUGGAGACACAUAGGCAGGCGAAAAAUAUACUCUUGGAAAUGGGAGAAUUCUUCCAAAUUCAGGACGACUUCUUGGAUUGCUUCGGAGACCCGCAAGUCACUGGUAAAAAUGGCACUGACAUUCAAGACGGCAAAUGUACUUGGUUAGCGGUCGUCGCCCUUCAAAGGGCCACACCGGCUCAAAAGCAAAUUAUGGAAAACCACUACGCUAGCGCCAACCCUGAUGAUGUAGCCAGAAUCAAAGAUCUUUACGAAGAACUGCAACUGCCUCACACAUUCUCAGUGUUCGAAGAAGCUACAUACGACCUUAUUAGAACUCAAAUCCAACAAGUUACCAGAGGACUUCCACACGAUUUAUUCUUCAAAAUUCUCGACAAUAUUUUCCGACGAAACGUCUAAUUUAUUUGUUAAGUUUAUCAUAGACUAAGAACAUAGUUUUUUUAAGUAAAAAUUAAAAAAUAUCGUGCAAUUUGAGUGUUAUUUGCAAAUUAGGUGUGGUGUGUAUUUUGUACUUUUUAAUUGUAAUGCACAUGUAACAACUCAAUUUGUUCUGAUUUUGUUACCUUUUAUGUUUCAAGGUGAUAAUAUGUUUAUUUAAAAUAUAUAGAACUUAGGUCCACAUGCAGUGCGUUAAUAUAAUUUGUAAAAAAUCCUAAUAAAAGUGUUUAGCGUAGCAUAA
Hyposmocoma kahamanoa is the source of this 1722-nucleotide messenger RNA. RefSeq names its product farnesyl pyrophosphate synthase-like (gene Fps). Gene Ontology annotation, cellular component: cytoplasm. Lineage: Eukaryota; Metazoa; Arthropoda; Insecta; Lepidoptera; Cosmopterigidae. The coding region runs from base 159 to 1442 and encodes 427 amino acids. Gene Ontology annotation, molecular function: dimethylallyltranstransferase activity; (2E,6E)-farnesyl diphosphate synthase activity. The record is from RefSeq and is a predicted model, not a curated record. Gene Ontology annotation, biological process: trans, trans-farnesyl diphosphate biosynthetic process. The transcript is spliced from 6 exons.